CCCCUGCCCCUGGGUCGCUCUUUUUUAAGCUCCCCUGAGCCGGGGCUGCGCUCCUCUAAUUGGGACUCCGAGCCGGGGCUAUUUCUGGCGCUGGCGCGGCUCCAAGAAGGCAUCCGCAUUUGCUAGCGGCGGCGGCGGCGGCGGCGGAGCCAGGCCGGUCCUCAGCGCCCAGCACCGUCGCUCCCGGCAGCCCGGAGCGCGCACCGCAGGCCGGCAGCCGAGCUCGCGCAUCCCAGCCUUGCUCUUCAUCUGCUCCAUAGUGAAGGAAGAUGAGUGAGUCAAGCUCAAAGUCCAGCCAGCCCUUGGCCUCCAAGCAGGAAAAGGAUGGUACUGAGAAGCGAGGCCGGGGCAGGCCGCGCAAGCAGCCUCCGGUGAGUCCCGGGACAGCGCUGGUAGGGAGUCAGAAGGAACCCAGCGAAGUGCCAACACCCAAGAGACCUCGGGGCCGACCAAAGGGGAGCAAAAACAAGGGCGCUGCCAAGACCCGGAAAACCACCACAGCUCCAGGGAGGAAACCCAGGGGCAGACCUAAGAAACUGGAGAAGGAGGAAGAGGAGGGCAUCUCGCAGGAGUCCUCUGAAGAGGAGCAGUGACCGCCCGUGCCGCCUGCUCCCUCCCCAAGGAGCAGCUUUCUUCUGGGACUGGACAGCUUCACUCCGCUCCCACCGCCCUCCCCUUCCCCCAGGCCCACUGACACCUCUGGCCCGCCACCCCCCCCUGCGCCCUCCCCACUGCACACUACACAGCACACCAGCCGCUGCAGGGCCCCUGUGGUCCCAUGGGAAGCAGUUUUCCUCUAGCCUCAGUCCCCAGCGACCCUUCCUGCCCCUGCCCCAUGCACACACACUUGCCCUCCUGGACAAGGCUAACGUCCCACUUAGCCGCACCCUGCGCCUGCUAGUCCUUACCCACUUGGUGGGGACAUUGCUAUCUGGGCUCUUGGUUUGAGGGCCCCUUCUCUGCUCCACUGUUCCUUCUGACUUCCCAUAGAGGGGCCUGGGAGGGCUCCCCUGGCCUUAAGGGGUCCAAACCCCAUCUCAUUCUGACAUGCCCCCCUGUUGGACCUGCACUAGCAGGUGUAGCCAAUGGGGAAGGGGUGCUGAGCCCCCAGCCAAACUUGUCAGGUGGAACUCCCCACUCUCUUCCCCACCUGAGCCCUGCACUAGGUUGGACAGCCCCUUUGGGGUAUGGGAAAGGGGGCAGGAGUUGGAGCCCCUGUCCCCUAUCACAGGCCCUACCACCUUGUUCUCACCCUGGGAUCUGAGUAUAUAGUGCAGGGGUAGAGAAGAGUCAUCUACUGCCCAGGUUCCCUGUGGCAGCCACCCAAGGCAGGCCAGGGGCUACUUGCCCAUCCUUUGCUUCCACUCUCAGCUGUUGACCUUCCUAUGAGGGGGCGCUAUCAACAAGGAGCCUGCCCUGCCCAAGCUGCCUCCCCCUCCUUCCCAACCCCCAUGGUUCUGGUUCCAUCUUUUCCUCUGUUCACAAACUACCUCUGGACAGUUGUGUUGGUUUUUGUUCAAUGUUUCAUUCUUAGACAUCAGUCACCUGCUGCUACCAGCGCCAGACGCUCAUCCCCAUGCCCUCCCCCCUGUUCCGACCAUAUUCCCCUCCCCAAGGUGUUCCUCAGGGGGAAGGGGCACUGGGGUGCAGCAGGCUGGGUUACCUACUACCCCAGUCCCAGGGAAGGUGGGGUCCUGCCCCUAGGAUGCUGCAGCAGAGUGAGGAGGGGGGUCUGUUGACCGUGAAGGGUGUAGGGGCCACCUUCUCCCCUUGUUCUGUUGGGGAGAGGUUGGCCAUUAUUUGUCCCAGCCUGGGGCUCCCCUCUGGUUUCCUAUUUGCAGUUACUUGAAUAAAAAAAUAUCCUUUUCUGGA
Marmota flaviventris (yellow-bellied marmot) is the source of this 1872-nucleotide messenger RNA. RefSeq names its product high mobility group AT-hook 1 (gene Hmga1). NCBI's taxonomy places the organism in Eukaryota, Metazoa, Chordata, Mammalia, Rodentia, Sciuridae. Gene Ontology annotation, cellular component: chromatin; nucleus. The record is from RefSeq and is a predicted model, not a curated record. Gene Ontology annotation, biological process: regulation of DNA-templated transcription. Gene Ontology annotation, molecular function: transcription coregulator activity; DNA binding.